Messenger RNA from Paramecium octaurelia, 229 nucleotides. The record is from the annotation of a GenBank genome assembly. NCBI's taxonomy places the organism in Eukaryota, Ciliophora, Oligohymenophorea, Peniculida, Parameciidae.
AAUGAAUAGAUUUGAAGAAUCUUUUAAAUUUUACUAUGUGGCUCUUUAGUUUAAAACACAUGAUUAAGAUUAUUAAGAAAUCAAUUAAUUAGCAAGUGCUCUAUAGAGAAGAAAUAGAGUUGAAUAAGCUUAGAAAUAUGAAGAUUUAGCGAGUUAGUAUAAAGAUAUAUUCAAAAGUUUCUGUUAUCAUUCAGUGAAUUGAAUAUCAUAUAUUAAUGUUUAUUAUGAU